Molecule: messenger RNA, 1942 nt
Organism: Physella acuta
Lineage: Eukaryota; Metazoa; Mollusca; Gastropoda; Physidae
Biological process (GO): regulation of apoptotic process; proteolysis
Molecular function (GO): cysteine-type endopeptidase activity
Source: RefSeq, a predicted model, not a curated record
GUGAAUUUGUACCAUGGACAAGAUAAAGCGCGAUGUGCUCAUUACCAAUCGGGUUGGCCUUGUUGAUAGUAUCAAUGUGAAUGAUGGUCUAUAUACUCAGCUAUUAGCAAAGAGAGUACUAAGUCAAAGACAAGUUAAUCGUAUAAAGGGAAAUGGUCGACCGGAGGAAGAACAAGUGGAAGAGCUGCUCAAUGAACUGUCCAAGAAAGAAUGCUUUGAAUUAUUUUGUGAAGCAUUGAUAGCUGACAACCAAGAGCAUAUAGUUAAAAAAUAUCUUCAGCUCCCUGCUGCCAAAGAGACUGUGGCCUCUGAAGCAUCUGUAGCACCUCCUCCAGCAUGUACCAAUGCGGGAAAUCCUGUAUGCCAACCAGCACAGGUGCAGUCAUUAGGAGCAACAGAAGCGUCAUCCCCUCUAAAGAGAACAUGUCCAUCCUCGUCAUCGUCUACUGUUUUAUUGAUAAAAGAGAAUGACAAUAAUCUUUAUAUUAGAUAUGCAGAUGAAACACCUGAGAAACACCCCAGAUUGACUGAACAAGCAGUUGCCUUUCAACCAGAUGAAACCAGAUAUAUGAUGAAACAUUUUGUUGCAGAAGAUACUGAGCAGGAUGGCGAGUUGGAUAACAGGAUAAUGGUUCCGAAUGUUGCGUCUCGUUCAAUUUUAAUGAGCAAUCCUCAGUCAUUGGACAACCCCAAUAUUCAAGAUAAAUCUAGAUACGCUACAGCUUUUGGAAAAGAGGGAGAUUUUAUAAGGCUGUCAUCAUUUGGAACUAGUUCCAAAUUCAUCAAACUGUCCCCUUCUCUUCCAUCAUUUGACCUAACAGUCUUGGCAGCUCAAAAAGCUUUACAUUCCGUCCCUAGAAAACCUUUUACAGCUCCAGAGACUGAAUCAUCUAGAUUUCAAGGUGAUGCUGUCGACACAAUGGCACUUAAAACUGCUACAUGGAUAACAAACCAGAAUCAAAACUACAUGCCUGAUAACUCAAUUAAUGAUACAAUUAAAAAAUGGGACUCCCUGGCAACAAAUAUGCAAUCCUCCAAAUCGUAUAGACAUGUUGAAAUAUUGCCUGAUAUAGGAAUAGGGGAUAUGGAAGAAAUAGACCUUCCAGAUGGAUGUGUCAAUGUUAAAGUUGAACACACUAGCAAGGAAUUUUUUCUAAACAAUUUCAAGAAGGCUUAUCCCUUGCGUCAGAUUCCCAGGGGUUAUGCUCUCAUUAUAAAUGUUGACGAGGUGGUUGGAAAGCCUCCCAGGAAAGGAACGAAUUUUGAUAGGGAUAAUCUAUGUAACCUUCUUACCCAGUUGCACUUCAACAUUAUAGUAUUUAAUGACAGUGAUGGUCUCUCAGCUCAGGAUAUUGUCAACAAGCUGAAAGCAUUUGCCAGAAUGAAAGAACAUGAAGAUCUUGACGCUUGUUUUAUUUGCCUGUUGAGCCAUGGGGAGGAGGGGUACAUCUUUGGGACUGAUGGGAAACGUAUUCCCCUUGAGGAGAUUUUCAUGCUGUUCGGGAACACAAACUGUAAGGGACUCAUUGGGAAGCCAAAAAUUUUUAUCAUUCAGGCAUGCAGAGGGGGAUUUCUGGACAAGGGCGUCCAGAUGGACGAACCUGAUGGUGGCGGUGUGCCAGUUCGUUCUGGCUGUCAGUUGCCUUCUAUGUCAGACAUGCUCAUCUGUUACCCCACACAGACAGGUUAUUACGCAUGGAGAAACAGGGCCAGAGGAUCCUGGUACAUUGAGGCCAUAGUCCAAGUCUUCAUGCGCUACGCUAAAAAUGAAGAUAUAUGCGCCAUGCUAAAUAGGGUGAACCAUGUAGUGAGCCGCAAGGUGUCUGAGUGUAACCUGAAGGAGAUGAACAGCAUGUCCCAGAUGUCGGAGUACAAGAGCACCCUCAGGCAGCCACAUCUCUUCCUGUUUCCCGGCAUAGGCAUGUCCAGCCAGGGGAUGUAG